Messenger RNA from Sclerotinia trifoliorum, 4773 nucleotides. The record is from the annotation of a GenBank genome assembly. NCBI's taxonomy places the organism in Eukaryota, Fungi, Ascomycota, Leotiomycetes, Helotiales, Sclerotiniaceae.
UGUUCUGUUACCCUUCUAAAAUCCUAUUGGGGCAUCCAGAAAAGAGAAAAGGCAUACAGCUUUGGAGCAUUUCUUCAAUGCUUUUUUAUUUGAUUUUAUUACAAUUUAAUAUGUUCUCCUUCGACAGGUAAACAAUAAGUUAAACACGCAAUACGAGACGACUCUAGAAGGCUUGUUGAUCAUUGAUUCGCUUGAGCUGAUCAACUACAACCCCAACUCAUCCCCCGAAACAACAAAGUUAAUCAUCAUUUUACCCAUCUGUCAACCUCAACAACCACUACAAUCGAAAGAACAUAGGGAUAUUAUACUCUGUACUAGUCGAAGUUACAAUAGGGUACAUAACAUCAUUGUUUUUGAGGUUGCUCCAGGGUUAAUUCCCUCGGCUUCGAGUCUUGGCUCCUCAUUCUAGGCCAACAGAAGAGUCGACGAAUAGAGUUCCAUCGCAUUCACAAAACAAAGGUACUGUUUGGCAAAGUAAUAAUGGCGGACUACCAGCAAGGACGGGGAAAUGGUGGCCGACCAAAUGAAUACGGGCAUGCUUCGAACUACCAGCGGGAAACCGCUUUUUCGAAUAUCUUUGGUGCUGCCCCUCCUCCCGGCCGAUCGCAGACUAUGACUUCAUCCGUGUCUCCUCCAUUUGUGCCUCAAGGUCGCACACAAACGAUGUCUUCGCAGACGCCAGGAAUGCAAAAUGGUAUGCCUCCUAGACAGCCCCAAGGCCAGGGCGGAUACCGGCCUCCACAGGGGAACAAUAUGCCAAACGGAGGUGGAAUGGCCAAUGGCUAUUAUCAAGGUCCACGACAGCCGUCCCCUGGACAAGUUCCUUCUCAACCACAGCCUCAUUCAUUACCACAGCAGGUUCGUAGCGAUCGAAGACCAUACCCUACUCCUCAGCGCAUAUCGCCUCAACAACCAUUUCCUCCUAGACCCCCGCAACAACGGUACUAUCCCGGCAACACUCCAGCACUCGCCUCCGACCCUUAUCGCUCUCAGUCGAUGGCGAGUAUACCUAGGCCAAACAUGUACCAGCCGCCUAACAACUUUAAUCAAGCUCCUGCAAACGCUUUUCGGCAGGCUCAAUACCAACAGCAACCAGCAAAAACAACCGCGCUCGGACGCAACAUCCCCGAAAGACCUGAUGAGCGCACAAUGUCACUGACUACCUAUCCGCAAGAUCGUGACCAGCAUCAAACCAUGAGUGGGCGAGUCAUUCCAAGUCGACGGACCUCGGGGAACGGGCCGCAGGAGUUACCAGCAUUCUCCAUCCCGCCUCCUGGUCCUGCUACUGCAACAAGGACUGCUAGCAUGGCUUCGACUGUUGCGCCAGAUAUGGGCCGUUCGAUGUCCAUGGCCUCAACCAUUGUCCCGCCAGAGCAGUCAGAUGUCCUAACUCAUCGUCCUUCAGCAAAAUCAAUCAGCAGUACAGCCGGAGGAUCAUCCCGACACAAAGCUCCCCUUGUAUACCCUGCACUGUUGUCGCGCGUCGGCGACUGCUUCCGAGAAAAGAUCAAUAUUGGCGAUAGAACGAAGAACGACCUUACAUACAAAAAUGCGUUCAGUGGAGCGGAGGCGGUGGACGUUAUUUCAUACAUCAUCAAGACUACCGAUCGGAAUCUUGCCUUAUUGCUUGGACGGGCUCUUGACGCCCAGAAAUUUUUUCAUGAUGUGACUUACGAUCAUCGGUUACGUGAUUCAGCUACAGAGAUGUACCAGUUCCGAGAAACAAUGAUGGACGAACCUCAUGAAGCACCAGAAGUUAAUGGGGUGUUCGUCUUACUUACUGAAUGUUAUUCACCAACGUGUACUAGAGAUCAGCUGUGCUAUUCGAUAGCUUGCCCUCGUCGACUCGAACAACAAUCUCGAUUGAACCUGAAGCCACAGCCAGGUCUUCGCCGAGAGAAAUCCGAAGCAAGUUUGCAUGACGUCGACGAACCAGAUGAGCAGAAACUCUGGAUCAACACCGUCUCCCAGGAAAUUGCGGACAGUGUCGGGGAGCGGGAGAAGAAACGCCAAGAGGUCAUUUCGGAGAUUAUGUAUACCGAGAGGGAUUUUGUAAAAGAUCUCGAAUAUCUAAGAGAUUUCUGGAUUCUCCCACUACGUUCAACUAACCAGCUGACUCCAUCACCUAUUCCAGAGGCUCGAAAGGAGAGGAUAGUCAGGACCAUAUUUACAAAUAUCGUUGAUCCCCCGAGUAUUCAUGCCGUCAGUUCUAAAUUUGCCGAGUCUCUUACAGAACGACAGCGGAAGCAUCCUGUUGUUCAGUGUGUGGGUGAUAUAUUCCUCGAGUUUGUUCCCCAAUUUGAGCCUUUCAUCAUAUAUGGAUCAAACCAACUAGCUGGUAAGUUUGAGUUUGAGAACGAGCGAUCCUUGAAUCCCUCGUUCUCCAAAUUUGUGGACGAGACGGAACGGCGAAAAGAGUCACGAAAGCUUGAACUUAAUGGUUAUUUAACGAAGCCAACAACAAGGCUUGCUCGUUAUCCACUCUUACUAGACAACGUUCUCAAAUAUACCGACGAUGGCAACAAGGACAAGGAAGACAUUCCGAAAGCCAUGAAGAUGAUUCGUGAACUCCUUACUAGGGUCAAUGCCGAAUCCGGCAAAGCCGAGAACCGCUUCAACCUAAAAAGAUUGCACGAACAGCUCCGUUUCAGGCCCAACGAGCGUGUAGACCUUAAGCUUACCGACGAGAACCGAGAGCUUAUACAUAAAGGACCCUUGAAGAAGACGCCUACAGAUCCAACGGAUAUUCAAGCCUAUCUUUUCGAUCAUGCUGUUCUUCUUGUCCGUAUCAAGACGGUGGCAAAGAAGGAGGAAAUCAAAGUAUAUCGCCGUCCAAUUCCUCUGGAACUAUUGACCAUUCGCGAAAUGGAGGAGUUUAUGCCUAAACUUGGGGUGGUGAAACGCCCGUCCUCAAGUUUGAUUCCCACCAAAACUCCUACAAACGACAACAAUAAGAAGGAUGGAUUCCCCAUCACGUUCAGACAUCUUGGUAGAGGUGGCUAUGAACUGACACUGUAUGCCAGCAGUGCAGGUAUGAGGAACAAAUGGAUGGAGCAUAUAGGUGAACAGCAGGCCAUACUACGAGCGCGAGGCGAUUUUUACAAUAAAUCUAUCAUUUCUAGUAACUUCUUCACGACGGCGAACCGGGUCAAUUGCGUGGCACCAUUUGAUGGUGGCCGUAAACUGAUAUACGGCACAGACUCGGGCAUAUACGUUUCUGAUCGCAGAUCAAAAGAUGCUGCCGCAAAACCAGUUCGAGUAUUGGAUGCUACUAGUGUGACGCAGAUUGAUGUUCUCGAGGAAUAUAACCUUCUGCUGGUUCUAUCUAAUAAGUCUUUGCAGUCUUAUCCUCUUUCUGCGCUGAAUCCGACCGAACCUGCGCUUUCGAAACGGCCCAAGAAGAUUCAAAGUCAUUGUAACUUCUUCCGCACAGGGAUAUGUCUAGGUCGCCACCUUGUCUGCUGUGUUAAAUCUUCAGCUUUGUCAACGACCAUCAAAGUAUUCGAGCCCAAUGAUGCUAUGUCUAAGGGGAAGAAGCAAAAGGGAUUCAAGAUGUUUAGCAAUGGCCAGGACGAGUUGAAGGCAUUCAAAGAAUUUUACAUCCCAACAGAAUCUUCGUCGAUACAUUUCCUAAAAUCAAAACUAUGUGUGGCUUGUGCGCGUGGAUUUGAAGUAGUAUCUUUGGAAACCCUCGAAACCCAAUCUCUCCUGGAUCAGGCGGAUACAUCUUUGGACUUCGUUGCGCGAAAGGAGAACGUACGACCAAUACACAUAGAGCGCUUGAACGGAGAAUUUCUUCUCAACUACUCUGAAUUCUCCUUCUUUGUCAACCGUAAUGGUUGGCGAGCUAGACCUGACUGGAGGAUUGAUUGGGAGGGACUACCACAAAGCUUUGCCCUUUCGUACCCUUGGAUACUUGCUUUCGAACCGAACUUUAUUGAAAUCAGAAAUAUUGAGACUAACGCUGUUCAUAUUGUUCCUCAUAAAAGCAUUCGCAUGCUACAUACGAGCACUCGAGAGGUACGUAAUGUUUAUCAUUCACGAUAUUACACAUGAGUUCAUGUGGAUACUAAUAAAUCGUAGAUCAUAUAUGCCUAUGAGGAUGAAAGAGGAGAGGAUGUCGUUGCGGCCAUCGACUUUUGGUUAGCCGGACGUAAGCCAGAAGCACAACCGAUCUCCAAUGGUGGUGACUUCCGUGAUGGAGGGCAUCCUACAACGUCUUCGCGACAUUAAGCUUUGACUAUAACUCUAUCGCAUCCAAUUUUUAAUAAUAUGAAUACCCACGCCAUAAUUAUCCUCAUCUCGAUUCUCUGGUUUACAAAUGCAUGAUAUCUGACAAGUUUCGACAAUCUCUUCUAUUAUCUCCUAGGUGUGCUGGACAUGCUGGUUUGCAGCCAAAGUCGUGCAUAAUCCUUCAGCCUAUUUUCCAAUCUAUCGACUUGUUGGAGGAACUAGAUACAUUUUACGAGCACGCUUGUGGAGGCCUUUUAUUUUUCUUUCGGUGGGUGAAAGUUGUUCCUCGAAGAGAAGAGCAGAGAGAUCUUUAUUAAGUGUAGGAAAGGUGGUAGGGUAUGGCAAGGGGGCGACAGGCGUCAACCGGUGAAAUGGGGGAAAAGACGAGACUCCUUCCAUUACAUCUUUUGAUUCUCUCAUCUUUUUAACCUUCUCUUUUUGAUUCUUGAUUGGUUGAAUAAAGGCAUGCAUGAUAUCUAUGUUUCUGUACAUUGCAGCUUGUAGUCUUAUGAAUAGAUCAUGUGUUUCUUCGCUUGUCAU